Messenger RNA from Paramacrobiotus metropolitanus, 3109 nucleotides. RefSeq names its product tectonin beta-propeller repeat-containing protein 1-like. Lineage: Eukaryota; Metazoa; Tardigrada; Eutardigrada; Parachela; Macrobiotidae. The record is from RefSeq and is a predicted model, not a curated record. Gene Ontology annotation, cellular component: membrane.
GAUUGACUGAUCAGAUUGAUCAGAUGAUUAAUAACUGAUCAGAUUGAUCAGUUACUGAGCGCGAUUCACGCAUUUACAUUAAAUUAAUUUUGGUUUUGCCUUUGGGGUUUACCACUUUGCCCCUUCCAGGCUUUACAAGUGCACGCAUUUAUAUUUACGGCGCACAAGUCUGACAUGGCUUCGGGCUCGGUUGGUGGAGAUGCAGCAUCAGUCUUCUAUCUUCUAAAAUCAUCCGGGAAAGUUUUCUCGGUAAAGCGUGGAAAUAUUACGGAUGUCCUGACUUCUGCGAUCCAGAUCAAGUGCUUGGCAUUUGGUGGACAGGCACCCGAAGUACUGUAUGGAAUUGGAGCUGAUCUGAAGGCUUUUGUGUGGGUUAGCGAACCAUUAGUGCCAAUCUGUCGCACAGUGGAAAUCUACGAGAAUGAACGGUGGACGCCAGCGCGAGGCUAUUCGAAUACACUGCUGCCUAAAGACAGGUAUCAGUGGUCGGAUGAGAGCGGAAGAACUGAGCGUGGAAAGGACGAUACACAGCUACCGACAUCAGAUUGGACUUGGGAGACAGCACGCUGGCAGAUAGACGAGAAUUUCCACGGUGUCCUGCUCGGUCCUGAAGGUUGGACAUACGCCAUUGACUUUCCCUCGACAUACUAUCCGGAAAAGCGGUGGAAUCACUAUGUGCGCCGUCGCCGUUGGAUGCGCACAUGCCGUUACUGUACUACCAACCGCUGGAUUCCCUUAACAUGGACCGAUCUCGCGGAUGUCAGCCUGGCCUUGAUGGACAUUUCCGCUGGAGGAUGCGACGCUUCUGCCCACAGCACGCGAAGUAUUCUUCCUGUGGGCUGUCACUAUCAACGGCCAGGUGAUCGUCCGCCGCAACUGCAGUCUCGCCUCCGCUUUCCACGGGGAUGCAUGGGCAUACAUCGAUCUUCCCGACGGGGUGGAGGCGGCACGAUAUCUGUUGGACCCGGUGAGAUGGUGUGGGCCGUCACCUCCAACGGGAUGGCGUUGAUGCGCAGCGGCAUCAAUCGGGAUCGGCCUCACGGAGCGUCGUGGGUGUUGGUGGAAGCGCCUUCGACAACCUCAUUAUUAACGCAGAUUGCCGUGGGAACGGAGAGUGUCUGGGCCGUGGCGAAAGACGGCUCGGUGUGGUUCCGACAAGGCAUGCGGACGAGUCAACCCCACGGAACAACGUGGGUGCACAUUGCUGGUAUGUCGGCGGUUUGCGUGACCAUAACGCGCAAUGGGGAGGUUUCGCCAUCAGCAACGAUAAUCAGAUUUGUUUUUCGACACGGAAUCGGAUUAGGAGAUCCGCAUGGAAAAGGUUGGAAGAAAAUAUCUUUGAAAAUAAAAGAAGAAUCGCAGAAUCAGGAAACUGAAAUCCAGGAUCCAUGGACAUGGAUUAGCGGGACUGCCGGAUUCGUUGAUGCGCGCACUACGUCGUUUGACGAUGAGAAUGCUUGGCGGAAAAAUAUUCUGGGUUUGUUGUCACUACGGUUUAAGAAUGAGAUGCAGAAUUACGAAAAAUUCGAGCCGGCUAUUGACCGCGUUGAUAACGACGAAGCGAGUGAUGCAGGAUUUUUGAAAGUGUGGUCUAACAAAAUGUCUACCUGGGAGCAAUGCUUUUUCCAAGUCCGAUAUUCCCAGGAAGCCGAUCCAGCCGAUUGCCCCAUUACUGUGGAUGGUGGCACCACCAAGCUGCUGAUUCCAUUUUUCAAUAUCACGGGAAUAUGCCUUCAUCUCGAUACAAAAGGAGACCACCAGCUUGAAAUAUCGACAGCGUUUCUCACCCGCGCACAAACGCCGUUACGGUUGUCCGGAUUGAAAUCAGAAUUAAUGCACUGGAAUACUUAUAUAACAGAAGCGUAUCUGACCUUCUUGGAUGUACGAGAAAUCCUGAAAAGAGACCGCUUGUGGAUUCUGGCUGCGGGUGUUAGCUGCCCGUUGGUGAGUUAUAAGUAUAACACAUCGGAAGCGCUGCCAUCAGUGAAAUGGCUAACGUUAGGAGGCCACUUCCGGUCGAUUGAAUCAGCAUCGGGGAUUACGUGGGCGCUGGUGGAUGGGCGAACCUGGGUUUGGACGGGUAGCUAUGAAGGUAAAACAGGAAUGGAGAAGAAACUUCAGGUGGACACCCAUCGUGUAGAGCUGUACGAAAAUCAACGAUGGAAUAUACUGAUGGGAUUUUGCGACAAGUUGUUGCCUACAAGACUGGUACAGCAAAUUGUUUGUACAAUUGAUUUAUAUACUUGGUCGGAUGAGACCGGAAGAAUGCAGUUGUCGAUGGAUGCAUUUCAGUUGCCUUCUGAUUUAUGGAAAUGGGAUUCCGAAUGGCAGAUUGACUGUCGAAACGGUGAUGAGAAUGGCUGGGUAUAUGCAUUCGAUUUCCCAUCUUCCUUUCAUUCCUCAAAAGGAUCGAACGACUACGUGCGUCGACGGCGUUGGCUUCGUCUGAUGAAAGUUGAUUGUACCGGGCCGUGGUUUCCAGGUCCAACCGGAAAGCGGAGCGAAUAUUCGACAAGUGGCUGUUGGAGGCGAUUCGGUGUGGGCUGUGUGUACCGAUGAUCAGGUGUAUUUUCGCAAAGAAUAUAGUGCGGCCUUUCCGGAAGGCACAGAAUGGGAACUGGUUGCUGAUGGUGUGCGGAAGGUCUCCGUUAGUAUGGAAGAUGACGUUUAUGCCAUUCUGUACAGCGCUAGCCAGAAAUUACCUACUCUAGCCAAAAGAACCGGGAUUACCCAUGGAAAUAAAAUGGGCGUUGGAUGGGAAUAUCGACUUCAUGCCAAAGAUAUUUGCUGUCGCAAUUUGGAAAAAAGAUAGCUGAUUUUUAUUGUUUGCACAAUGUGUUUUGUACUGAUUUGUUCUGAUUUUUGUUUCUUGUUCCUUAAGUGAUAAUGAUAGUGAUAAGUUAAUCGUUCUUUCCGUAACGAUGUUUUCUUUUUUUUACCUGUUACUAAAAAUAUCGUAAGUAUAACUGUAAUUCAGAUGCACCACGACGAUCCAUUAGCAGUAUCAAACAUACGGAUGUUAUUUCCUUACUGCUCUAACCCUCAAACUGCCAGCUGUCGAAAAGUGGCGCUGUAAAAUAAUGCAAUAAAUAACCGUUAUCGUUUUUAA